UUUUACGGUAACGACAUAUGUUUAAACCAAUAUAACAGUCGACAGUCGAGUUUUCUGAGAUGUGGCCAAUGAGUUAAGAAUUUUUCUCAUUUCUUUAUGUAUACAUUGAAAGUUUAAUGAAAAUCACCAGAGCGUUUUUUAAAAUAAAAUUUACAUAUACGAACAUUCAUUCUGUUAAUAGUAUAUGACCUUAUCGUGAAUUUUCUCAAGCAUAAGUUUUUAAUGUCCUAUUACGUGGAUGGGAGUGUCUCUCCAAAAUAGCGCUCCACAGUCACAUGACAAAGUUUUCUACGAGAUUAACCAAAGUCGUUACGUCUGAAGGAAGUCAAUAACAUGUAAGUGUAUGUUCCAAUAGUUUAGGAAAUUGUUGAGACUGUUGGUAUACAAAUUGGAUCCACAUAACUUACCGAGCAGGGAGUCUUGUGGCCAGCAUAACGACCCGUACCCAUCGGAGUUUUCAAAUUCAAAAUACCAGUCUUCAUUGAGAUUCGAACCCAGGACCCAAGGUUCGGAAGCCAAGUACUUAACCGCUCAGCCACCUUGCCCUCUGACAUGGACACGAAAAGUACAGACCUUUGUUUUCCUCAAGACACCUGUGGACUUGGUAUGAAAUCAGAGUGAAAAUAUACCUAACUUCAAAACUAGUCUUAUCAUCAUCAUCAUCACUACUUUGAGUUCUUUAUGGAACAUAGGGCCUCUACAAAAAACACACCACUCUCCACGGUCUCUUGCUAGUUUUUUAUGGUGUCCCAGCUCUUCCUGGUCUUCUCGGCUUCUUCAAGUACAUUGUGUCGCCAUGUUCUUUUUGGUCUUCCUCUGCGUCUUGUUCCCUGGGGGAUCCACUCUAAGGCCUGCCUAGCUCUGUUGCUGGUAUCUUUUCUAAGGGUGUGAUCAAUCCAUCUACACUUUCUCUCUAAGAUCUGCACUUCUAUAUUUUUCUGUCCACUCAUCUCACACAGUUUUGUGUUUUGUACUUAAUGGUAUGAAAUCAGAGUGAAACAAUACCUAAAUUGAAAAUAAGUCUUAUGUUGUUUUUUUUUAAUUAUCAAAUUUUUCCCUAGAAUUUAGCUUGAGUUAGACUUGAUCUAUUUAUAGAUAUCUCUUGAUAGACUCAAUACUGUACAUUGUGUUGUAAACAUUGGAUCAAGUUUAUUUCCUUGUUCUCCAGGUGAUCAUGAAACUCAGGAGUCAGAAGGUGGAGAAGCUGAUCUACACAAAUAUCUUGUGGGCUGUAAGAAGAAUCCAGGUCAUAGCCAGUUUAUACCUGUUGAUACAUUCACCUUGAAACAUUUACCUGAAGGUUAUCAAGACAAAGAUUUCUAUGAAUACAUCAAAGUUAUAGCUGACCUCACAGUUAGAGUUGGUGUGGAAAUGUCAAGUCCACGUAGACCAAAGUUUUGGCCAAAGACAACUCAACCAUAUCCAUUUUAUAACAUGAGAGAGAGAAGAAACUUGAGGACAGGAAGUGGAAGUGUGAGGGAUGUAAACAAGUUUCAAGAUGGAGUCAGACAAGACAAAGGACGUAUUGCCUACACAAAGUGUUGGUGUAGAAAAUGUGAAGGUUCAAACUCACCCAGCAAUGUGUGGUGGGAGUUUCAAGUGCACACAGCCACACAAGUGGUUUUUGAUGACAUUGAGGCCGACCACACAACCUUGAGAUUGUUUUAUGAUAGAGAUGGAAGUCCAGUGGUCAGUGUUAGAUAUGUAAACAUUGAGCAUGACAGGUGUGAGUUGAACUGUGUGACAUGUGAUGAAACUUUAGGAAAUAAACUGAUGGGAAUGUGGAAACAUUUUGAAAAAGUCUGGGAUAAGGUCUGGGACAAAUACAUUUAUUCUAGACCUCCACACAAGUUUCUCUUUAUAGUGUCACAUCCUCAUGGAUGUUCUAAACAGGUCAGUGUUGGUCAAUGGAAGGACAGACUAAAGGUGGAUGAUUGUAGAUCUCAGUUUACUUAUACAACUUGUACAUGUCCAGGAAGUAGUGGAGCAUAUGUCAACUAUCUGGGGUUUAGUAACUGGACUUGGCCUGAACUUGUCCACAGUGGAAGUCUCAAGUCUGGAUUAAAUUACAGUGGAGUUGGUAUUGUCUAGUGAGUUGUUUCCCUUUUGAUUUUUCCAGCUCCACCAUGAAGAUGUCUUUGAGAACCCUUGACAUUCUGAACCUUAAACUUAAAUGUCUCUUUAGUCUUGUGAUAAAUACAUUUAUACUUUAAGAUAAAUAUUUAUAGAAACAUUUUUUUUGGACUUAGAAAAUAAAAAUCUUCCUAUUGUCUUAGAUCAACUUUUGUUGUAGUUAUGUAAAUAAAGUGUGUAUGCUGUCUUUAAAUUUACAA
Messenger RNA from Biomphalaria glabrata, 2333 nucleotides. RefSeq lists its product as uncharacterized. NCBI's taxonomy places the organism in Eukaryota, Metazoa, Mollusca, Gastropoda, Planorbidae. The record is from RefSeq and is a predicted model, not a curated record. Bases 1372 to 2091 code for a protein of 239 amino acids. The transcript is spliced from 3 exons.